Messenger RNA from Aplosporella prunicola CBS 121167, 1057 nucleotides. RefSeq lists its product as uncharacterized. The coding region runs from base 102 to 770 and encodes 222 amino acids. NCBI's taxonomy places the organism in Eukaryota, Fungi, Ascomycota, Dothideomycetes, Botryosphaeriales, Aplosporellaceae. The record is from RefSeq and is a predicted model, not a curated record. The transcript has a single exon.
GGCGUCUGUAUAUAAAUUCGACGAGGUUACUCUCCAUCAGCAGCACAUCCUACACACUCGCUUCAGGUUCAGCUCCCUGCCAAGUUUUGGCACCCGACAGGAUGUAUUUCAACCCACUUCUCUUCUUGCUCCCAGCUUGGGCGGCGGCGCAGACGACGACCAUCACGUCCUGCCAUACCGACCUUAUCUCCAUCCAGCUCCCGUUCGUCUCGACGGCCGUCAACACGACGACGACGGCCCAGGUGUACUUUGUGACCGUCACCGCGCCCGUCAUCACCACCACCGUCCCGCAGCAGACCAUCACCACCACGUCAACCGUCGUCGCCACCGCCACCGUCACCGCGCCUCCCAACACUGACGUCUUCUUCACCACCUCCACCGCUGUGGCCACGGCGACCACGACCAUCACCACUACCAGAACCUCCACCGUGGUCGUGUGGUUGCAGUCCACGUCGACGACGACGACGACGAUCCCACCACCCAUCGGCUUCCUAAACGUCGUCGACACCACCGCGACCGCCUACCCGGCCAACCGCGCGGCGAGGCGCCGCUAUGCUCUGCCCGCCGAGGGCCUCGAGGCCGUCGAGGACACCAGCCUCGAGAAGCGCCAGACCGACCUCAACCUGAACCCUCUCCUGCCCGUCGGCGUCGGCGUUGGCCUCUUCAACGGCUACGUCCAAUGUAAGCGCUCCACUCCCCAACUCCUCGUCCAUGGCAAGCUAACCGCGCAGGCUCCGAAACCGUCGUCAUCCGGUACACGAACACCAUAGUCGCGACCAACAUAGCGUCGACGGCGACCGUGACGCCCGACCCCACAGGCACGACCGUCUUCCAGACCUUCACGGCGAUAGCGACCGCCACGCCCGCCAACGUGCAGGCGACGUCAGCGUUCGUCACGACGGCCACCGUGACGCAGACGGUCGUCGUCGAAGCGAUCACCACGACAACUAUGACGAGCGUCGCCACGGCCACCGCGACCGCUACCUUCUACGCCGCCUGCGGCACCAACAACCUGCUCGGCCCCACCGUGGCCGCCAACGGCGGCACCAUCUACAAC